This is a messenger RNA of Trichomonas vaginalis G3, 1170 nucleotides long. RefSeq names its product spectrin binding. The record is from RefSeq and is a predicted model, not a curated record. Gene Ontology annotation, molecular function: transcription cis-regulatory region binding; protein binding. Gene Ontology annotation, biological process: positive regulation of transcription by RNA polymerase II. The transcript has a single exon. Gene Ontology annotation, cellular component: nucleus. Lineage: Eukaryota; Parabasalia; Trichomonadida; Trichomonadidae. Bases 1 to 1170 code for a protein of 389 amino acids.
AUGAAAAAUUACUAUGAUUUGUUAUCUAAUACCAUGGCGGAAUAUUCCAAGCUCAACCCACCAUCAAUAGAAUUCUGUUGCAAACAUCUAAAUCUUCAAUUAUUUAUUGCAAAUUUAGUUGGAACUGAUGAAAUUGACUUGUGUUUAGUAAUGUCUCCAUGUUUUCAUAUUCGAGAUCUUUGCAAAUAUUUGUAUGAGAAUGGUGGAAAAAUCAAUCAUCAAGGUCCACUUGGAAUAACAGCUCUUAGUGUUGCAGUUUAUGAAAAUCAAACAGAUAUUGUUAAAGAUUUAAUUUCAUUCGGAAUUGAUAUUGAGAAAUCAGAUAAAAAUAUUGGAAGUCCUCUUACUGUUGCCGUAAUUCUUAACAAUACUGCUAUGGUGGAGUUACUUAUUUCAUAUGGGGCUAAUGUCAACGUUCAAGGUAAAAAACAUAGAUUUUCACUACUUCAUCUUGCAACCAUAUUAAAAAAUAAAGAAAUUAUUGACAUUCUAAUUAGUAAUGGUGCAUUUGUAAAUCAGAGGUCUAACGAAUUUGGUAUCACUCCGUAUAUUUUGGCAUCACUUAUGAAUUCUAAAGAAAUUGUUCAACUUCUGAUUUCCCGAGGUGCAAACGUCAACAUGACAGAUAAAUAUAGAAAUAAUGCUAUUGCUUAUGCAUUAUUGUAUAACAAUAAAGAAAUCAUGAAAGAAAUGCUUAUCAAAUUUAGCGCAUUGGUGGCGCUUGAUUAUAAAGCAUUUGAUAUGGAAAGCGAUAACAAAGACUUGAUGGAGCUUCUAAUUUCAUCUGGUGUAAAUCUCAAUCAACAAAAUUCUCAUGAUAAUACACCUCUUCAUAUAGCAGCAAUAACUUCUAAUGGAGAAAUCGGAGAAAUUUUAAUUUCACAUGGUGCCGAUAUUAAUGCUUUAAAUGAAAAUGAUUAUACUCCACUUGAUUUCGCAAUUAUGCGUGGUAAGAAAGAGUAUAACAAAGAGUUUCGUCAAUUUGGGAAUCAAAAUCAACAAGAUUUUCUUGAUUUUUUGAAGAAGAAAAGCGAAAUGGUAUCUCUCCUAUAUUCACAUGAUGGAAUAGCCAAUUUUAACAAGGAGUUCAAAAGUAAUUCUAUCUCAGAUAUAAUACGAAAUAAUUUUUAUGGAGAUUCGCAAAUUGAUGACAUAAUGAAAAUGUUAUAA